Messenger RNA from Pectinophora gossypiella (pink bollworm), 549 nucleotides. RefSeq lists its product as uncharacterized. The record is from RefSeq and is a predicted model, not a curated record. The transcript has 2 exons. Bases 1 to 549 code for a protein of 182 amino acids. NCBI's taxonomy places the organism in Eukaryota, Metazoa, Arthropoda, Insecta, Lepidoptera, Gelechiidae. Gene Ontology annotation, cellular component: mitochondrial inner membrane. Gene Ontology annotation, biological process: ATP synthesis coupled electron transport.
AUGCCGAAAAAAAUAUUAAGUUUUCAAGUUCGAGAUGUAUCUCCAUUUUUCCAGUAUUUGCGCGAACUUCUUUUAGGGAGAUUCCAUGUAAAACAUAAUAGGUUCCCUGGAUUAUGUGCACCGAGGACUAUUCCCAAACACGAAUGUCCCCGAGGACCUGAGCUGAGGUUAUCAAACCAGUACUACUACAAGAGGCAUGUAAAGGAUUCGGUCCUGCCGCCCAUGGUAGCUCCAGUUGCUGAAGGCACUGUGAGACCCGCAAAACCUGGUGAGCCUGAGAAACCUGGAAUGAAACCUGAUUCUGUCAGUUUUUUCUGCGCACCGACUCCUGGGCCGCCGUGGUGGUGGGACGGACAUUGCUACUACGAGAUGGUCCCUGAUCCUCCUACGUACCAGUUUAAUUUCAUGCCGUGUCCGGAGCCUCCACCGCCGCCCCCUAAGUCAACCUCCCCACCAAGCAAUCCAUCCUGUCCUCCUCCAGUCCCUAAGGAACAGUUUCCAUCAUCUUGUCCCAAAGCACCUGAUACCCACGCAUGUAAAACUAAAUGA